This is a messenger RNA of Helobdella robusta, 1404 nucleotides long. RefSeq lists its product as hypothetical. The record is from RefSeq and is a predicted model, not a curated record. The transcript is spliced from 9 exons. Gene Ontology annotation, molecular function: hydrolase activity, acting on glycosyl bonds. The coding region runs from base 1 to 1404 and encodes 467 amino acids. Gene Ontology annotation, cellular component: extracellular matrix; membrane. NCBI's taxonomy places the organism in Eukaryota, Metazoa, Annelida, Clitellata, Rhynchobdellida, Glossiphoniidae.
AUGUCAUAUAUAUAUAUGAUUGCCAUACUCAUGACAAUGACAAGCAGGGUGACUGAAGUUCAGAAGAAAUUUUACGAUGGUUUGUUUCCGUCAAUAUUGAGAAUAGGUGGCAGUCCAGCUGAUUAUUCAUUUUUUGACCUUCCAGUUGAGACUGUGGAUGCCAGUGGGAUUCAACCGAAACCUUAUGUUAUCACCAAACAAGAUGUUAUUAAUCUGUUGCAACUGACAUCAUCAACAAAUACCAAGUUGCUGUUUGAUUUUAAUGUUCAAGUUCGAUUUGGUUACAAUUGGGACCCCUCAAAUGCUAUCCAGUUUUUGAACUUUGCUGCACAAUUCUUAAAUGGAACUGAUCUUCUCUUCGAACUUGGAAAUGAACCAGACUGCUUGUUGCCUGAUUUGAUAACUCCAGAAAGACUUGGUGAAGAUUUUGCCAUAUUGCAGAAGCUGUUGAGCUAUUAUCAGAGCAAGGGAAUGUACAAGAAAAGUUUCAUAGUUGGACCUGAUGUUGUGUCUAUGAAUGGCUUAGAACUUCAGUACAUUACAAGCUAUUACUUCCGAGGCGACGUUGCUACAUACAAAGAUUAUUUGAAUCCUCAAAAUUUUGCCAACCUGGCAGAAAGCAUCAACAAUGUGAAACAGGCAGUCUCAAGAAGCAAUUAUCCGGCAACACAUAUCUGGAUUGGAGAGACAAGUGAUGCGUGGCACUCAGGAACUCCCAAUGUUUCCGACAGAUUUGUUUCUGCUUUCUUAUGGCUGGACAAGUUAGGCCUGAGUGCUUUAAUGGGAGUAAAAGCGGUGAUGAGACAGACAUUGUAUGGAUAUUAUUACUCAUUGCUUGAUCUGGAUAUGAAUCCCAAUCCGAACGUGUUAACAGUUCAAAAAUUGUACAACAAAUAUUUUUUUAGGAUUAUUGGUUAUCAUGGCUUCACAAAAAAUGAUGUCACAACUUACAAGACUGUGGCUGCUGAGAAGGAUCCAUACGUUCCAUACAACUGUGCUAGACAUUCUGACAAUGUCAACAAACAAGAUAACAACAACAACUAUAAUAAUAAUAAGAAGAAUAAUACGAUGAAUGAUAACGGUGAUAUUGAUAAUGAUGUGAAGAAAAGUGCUUAUAACACUUUCAAGAAUGCAGAUACGAUACAUAGGCUUGGUGCAUUUAAGUUGAAUAAUGCAAGUAGUUCUCUGCCGACAUUCAGGAUUUCAAUGUAUGGCGCUGGAAGUGUUACAUUGUAUGGUCUCAAUUUGCACCCUACCAAAUCUGUUGAUGUCAAAUUUGUUGGAAUAUUUAAAAAUCUCGAUAGACAUGUUUACCUAAUGGAGCCUGAUAAUGAUUAUAAAGAGAAUAAAAAGAAAGAAGAAGAAAAAUAUUCACAUAAGGAUCUUCCCAUUUUAUCGAAGUGA